AAUUUCAAUCAUUUAGUUCUCGGUUCAUAUGUGGAUCAAUUUGAAUGACAUUUUGCAGCAAAUUCCCUUUACAUUAUCUAGUUUUUAACUAUUAUAGUGAGAACUGUCAGCUCUUUAUCUAAUCUCCCAUAAUGUAUCUUUAAUUAUGGAGCAAUCCUGUCUUUAUCAAUCCGUUUGAUGCAGGUGAUCAGUAGCAGUCGAACUAACUCGUUUGAUGCAGAAGCGGAACAAAAGAAAGAAACUGCCGGCUUAACUUCAACAAGACCAAAGAAGCCGGAACAACAAACUGAUUUUUUUGACGAGUGAAAAAAAAUUCGUCUGCUAGGCUAGUGCUGAGAAAAUGGAGUUUGUGAAAUCUUUUGCACACCCCGAUGAAGUUAUGGCUCUAGUAAAGUUUAAGAUGGGAGGUUGUCAAGCAGUGAUGCCUAAAUGUGAUACGAAGACUAUGAGUGAAACAUUAAAGAAAUGUUAUGUACAUCUAACCAAUACGAGUAGAAGUUUCGCAGCUGUAAUACAGGCCAUUGAUGAUGUCGCACUCAGACAUGCUACGUGUAUAUUUUAUCUGGUAUUAAGGGCGUUAGAUACUGUAGAAGAUGAUAUGACCAUUCCUAACUCUAUAAAAAUACCCAUGUUAAAAUCAUUCUAUAAAAAUCUACAAGAUAAAAACUGGAAAUAUAUGGACAGUAAAGAAAAAGAUAAACUCGUGUUAGAAGAUUUCCCUACAAUAUCGUACGAGUUUCGUCAGUUAGAACCUGUUUAUCAACAAGUUAUAUCAGAUAUAUGUAAACAGAUGGGUGCUGGUAUGACUGUAUUUUUUGAACGAGAUUUAAUAACUUUAGCUGAGUGGGAUGAGUAUUGUCAUUAUGUAGCUGGUUUAGUUGGUAUAGGAUUAUCAAAGUUAUUCUCAGCAUCAAAACAAGAAGAUGAUAUAGUUGGUAAAGAUACGUAUCUGUCUAAUAGAAUGGGAUUAUUUCUACAGAAGACCAAUAUAAUACGAGAUUAUCUGGAAGAUCAACUAGAGGGUCGAGCUUUCUGGCCUCGCGCUGUAUGGGGUAAAUAUGCCAGUGAACUGGGUGAUCUAGCUAAAGAAGAAAAUGUAGACAAGUCCGUCCAGUGUUUAAAUGAGCUGAUAACCAAUGCUCUAGAGUUAAUACCUGACUGUAUUAAAUAUAUGUCACGGUUAAAAGAUCAAAGUGUUUUUAACUUCUGUGCUAUACCACAGGUUAUGGCUAUAGGUACGUUAGAAAGGUGUUAUAAUAACAGUAAAGUAUUUAAAGGUGUUGUGAAGAUCAGGAAAGGUGAAGCAGUUAAAAUGAUGAUGGGAUCCACAAAUUUAGAACAAGUUAAAGCAAUCAUGAGUCAUUUCACAUCAGAGAUUUUACGAAGAAUUCCAGCCAAUGAUCCGACAGCCAAUCGAACGAGAGAAGUUUGUCAGCAAGCACUGAACGUCUGUCAAACUAAACACGAAUACACAACAUCCAGUAUCUUUCCUCCUCUAUAUAUGUCGUGUGUCUUGAUGAUUGGAGCUAUAUCAUAUAAAUAUUGGUCGGAGAUAUCGUCCGUUUACGAUUCAUUUGUUGAUAGUUAUACUACGUGAGCGUGUCUAGUCAAUAAACAAUGUGAACAAUCGUAACACUCGAUCUUGUGAAAAUAAUUGAAUACCCGGUGUGUGAUACGGCGGCCCUGGAUCCUGACAAAUACACUGUGAUGUUUUGGUGACGUGGUCAUCAAGACUCUUGAAUUGAUAUGGAAAAAUAUAUCUUGAAUUUCUCAUAAAGAAUACUGGAUGAUUUUAUGGUUUCACGUACAUGUAGCUAAGACAUAUAUUUGACAUUUUCAUCUGAUAGGAAAUUUUUAAUGCAAACCACGUUUCAUAUGACAAACGGAAUUCUAUAUAGAAUAGGCUUGGUUGUCCAAUUCUAUAUGACCAACUGAACAUUAUAUAGUGCUAAAACAACAGUGAUUUUUCCAAAGCCCAGAAUUGCGGGGCCCCUUAAAGCAAUGAAAAGAUUAUUUCAUAUCCUUUUGAAUUGCAUGCAUGCGUAACACACAAUUUAACGGUCUGUAAUACAAGAAUAAUUACAGAGAAGGUUGAGGGAUUGCAGACUCACCCUGUCUCUGCCCAUCGCAACGCUAAAAGCCUAUACCGAUCACUGAGUGGAACUUCACAGAGAAGGUUGAGGGAUAGCUCAGUCUCCACCCUCGCGCCGCUAGAUCAAUUACCAUCAAACUUAGAUCUGGAAUUUGAAUUAUUUCUCUUUUUGCCAUGAACCGUGGGGCCUUGGGCCUGGGCCCCUCAGGCCCAUGCCUAUGCUGAGCUUUGGAUGUUUCACUUAUUGAUGCAUGGAAUGGAGAAACAUUUCAUGCAAUAUUCUGUUUUCAGACUUCCAAAAUAUGUAUGUCAAUUGACGAAUAUUGAAAGUGCAUUAUGUAAAAUUUAGAUAAAGAGCUGACAGUUCUCGAUAUAAUAGUUUAAAAAAAGAUCAUGAAAAGGGAAUAUGUUGAAAAUUUCAGUUAAAUUAAUUCACUUUUGAGUGGACUUAUAGUCUCGAUUAUCAAUGCUACCGUUGUUACGAUAAUAAAGAAAGUCUUGAUUAUCCAUUUUUAAAUUAAAUCAUUAACUGCCAAUCAUAUUUAAAUCUGUUGAAAAUCAAAACCAUCCGAAGUUCCAGGGAGUUAUAUAAAAUCGUAGGUCAAACGAAAGAUCUUCACUAGACAGAUUUAGCUGUUGAAAAAUGCAUCUAUAAAUGAAUUAGAUGACUCAUUGAACAUUUGCUGUAAGGGUCUGGGUAUAUAGAUAUUUAUAUUUGGUCAGUAUAUAUUUAUAAUGUUUAUUCUGUUAAAUAAACCUAUAUUACCACUGAGA
Patella vulgata (common limpet) is the source of this 2866-nucleotide messenger RNA. Its product is annotated as squalene synthase. The transcript has 9 exons. The coding region runs from base 341 to 1597 and encodes 418 amino acids. Gene Ontology annotation, biological process: cholesterol biosynthetic process; farnesyl diphosphate metabolic process. NCBI's taxonomy places the organism in Eukaryota, Metazoa, Mollusca, Gastropoda, Patellidae. Gene Ontology annotation, molecular function: squalene synthase [NAD(P)H] activity. Gene Ontology annotation, cellular component: endoplasmic reticulum membrane. The record is from RefSeq and is a predicted model, not a curated record.